Messenger RNA from Uranotaenia lowii, 8135 nucleotides. RefSeq names its product zinc finger protein 608. The transcript has 12 exons. Gene Ontology annotation, cellular component: nucleus. The record is from RefSeq and is a predicted model, not a curated record. Gene Ontology annotation, biological process: regulation of transcription by RNA polymerase II. NCBI's taxonomy places the organism in Eukaryota, Metazoa, Arthropoda, Insecta, Diptera, Culicidae. The coding region runs from base 297 to 6002 and encodes 1901 amino acids.
UUUAAAAUGGUCGUAUUGACCCAAGGGCUGGGGCCCUUCGUCUCCCGCCGUUUUGGAAGCGAUUGCUACUGCAGUGAAAUACGUUCAAAUUUUUCGAAACAAACAGACGGCUCUUCUUUCGUAGUAUACGGAAAAAUAACCAAACAAAGCGAACUCGAACAUUUUAUAAAGAAUCUACACCAAGAGUUACUAGUACGCUUUGAUUUUUCUUCGUCAUUGUUUUGCAACUUUAGCGAAGAAAAAGUGUCGUCUUUAGAGGGCCCGCCAGCAGCGGAAGCCCUUUCUGCUCUUUCUGCAUGGAUUCAAUGAAACGUAGCGAGGCGAGCAGAAGCCACCACCAGAAUAAGGUGGUUUUAACGAACCAAGAAACAGACAGCAAUAACAAAGUUAAUCUAAGCGGUAGUAAUUUGAACAAUAACACUGUAGGCAACAAACAACAACACCAAUCGGCUUCAUUGAAUUUAAACCAAGCGCCAAGUGGGCACGCAUCCCUGGCACCGAAUACUUCGGGAGCCAGUGAUAUUAAUAAGGAUUCCAAUUUCGAGUACGACGAUAACGAGUGGGAUGUUGGUAUAGGCGAUCUAAUUAUUGAUUUAGACGCAGAUAUUGAAAAGUCGUCCUUCGGUAAUCUACAAUCAAGUGGAACAUCGUUCCAGGCAAGCAGCACCAAUCCAUCGUCAACAUCUACGAGCCAACCAUUAACAACACUUACAUCAACUUUAGAUACGUUAGAAGACGAUCGCAAGAAAGUUGCUCCGAAGAAAAUUUCAAACGAAACAAUCAAAGAGUUUGAGACGUUGGAUACAUUGCCUAUCCGAUCAAACAUUUCAACCAAUAUUUCUAAAAUAGAAGCGUCCACAAUUACGGCAUUGAAAGAAGAAAAUAUAAAAACAUCUUCAUCCAGGCAUCACUUAUCUUCGCCUUCCGGUUCAUCUUCUGUAUCUCAAUUUGUGUCUGGAUUGCAUAAUCAUCACAAACCAAGUAUUGGCCAAGAUUCUUCGAACAGAACUGCCAGUAAUCUUUCCAAACACUCCGUACUGUUGAGUCAACUAAAUAGUGGAAAACAGUUAAAGGCUUCGUCUUUAGAGGCGUCUAUAUUGAAGCAACAAUAUUCGUGCAGUACUGAUAAUAACAGUGAUAGCAGUAACAGUAGCAACAAUAGUGGUCCAGAUCUUGACUUGGCAAAGAGCAGCAUAAGUAGCAGCUCUAGCACAAUGUCCUCGGCGACUUCUAGUUCAGGUGGUAAAUCUGCCACCAAACUUUCUGUAGAUCAUCAAGCUACCCUCGAUAAAGGUCUGAAAAUGAAAAUCAAACGAACAAAGCCUGGCACAAAAACUUCCGAAGCGAAACACGAAAUUGUUAAAGCAGAGCAAAACGGCACUGGGUCUUUGUCGUCGUCCAGUAUGGACGAGAAUAAUAGUAACAGCAAUAGCGGGUCAAACUCCAGUAACAAAAAACAUUCGUCGCAAUCUCAAACGCAGCAGCAGCUAUCAGUGAACGCGAAUCUAUCACAGCAACAGCAGCAACAACAGGGCACGAAAAGAGGUAGCAGUGGACAUCGAAGGGAUAAGACGAAAGAGAAAACAACACAUCACAAUCAGCGGGAUAAAAACGAUCAUAAUAGCAGUAGCACCAGUGGGACAAUCGGUGUUGAUCGGGGUUGUAGUUGCACUCACGAAAUGCAAGUAAACGGCAAUCAUCAGCCAUGUUCCAGUAUAUCAUGUGUUAGGAGCAGAACAUCGGAUCAAUCGAUAAGCUCACUCACUCAGCGAAUAUCAAAUCAAAAUAACUCGAGUACAAGUACUUCAAAUAGUUUAUUUUCUUCGAAUACAAGUACGGGUUCAACGUUAAGUAACAAUAGUAGUAGCAGUAGCAACACUCCAAACGCUCCAGGUCCGCCUUCUUCGAAGGAUAGUAAGCUCUCUUCCGCGGCGACAUCGAGCAAUUCACAGCUAUCAAAUCUUCAGCACUCUACAUCUUCAAAUGGUAGUGGAAACAGCGGAAGUGGUAACAAUAAUCCUAAUUCCGGUAGCAGUUCCAGUUCUAAUAGCAGCGGAUCUUCGAACAUAGCUUUGAAAUCGCAACUUCAGAUGUCAAAUCCGCCAUCCAAUUUGCUAAAUGCACUUUCAUCCGGUUCAUUGACUUCUACCCUUUCCUCGUCUUCCGGUCUUUCAUCGGGCAGUAGCAUGCAAUCAACUAUUGGAGAUACUAGCAUAACAGAUUUGAAGGAAGAGAAAGAAGAUUCAAGUCCUCCACCAGCCAAACGACAGAAAUGUGAUCCAAAAGAUAUGGUGGAUGUAUGUGUGGGUACUUCUAUUGGCACAAUCACCGAACCGGAUUGUCUUGGCCCGUGCGAGCCUGGAACUUCGGUUACAUUGGAAGGCAUUGUGUGGCAUGAAACUGAAGGAGGAGUUUUAGUUGUAAAUGUAACCUGGCGUGGUAAAACAUACGUCGGAACUCUUAUAGACUGUACGAAACAUGACUGGGCACCACCACGAUUUUGUGAUUCACCAACUGAAGAAUUGGAUUCUCGAACCCUAAAGGGAAGAGCUAAACGGGGCAGGAACUCCGGUUUAUUUCCUAUGAAUGAUUUGAGUAAUUUUACUGAAACUCGAAGCUCUAUGCAUAGCAAACUACGCAAUGGUGCCACAAAAGGUCGUGGUGGUCGUACUACGACUGCAGAAAGCAGUUCUUCUAAAACGACUACCACAACGACGACGACAACCGCUAGUUCAUCUGUUAGUACGAGUACGAGCGUUAGUUCAAAUACUCCUUCUACAUCCCCAGUUGCGUUUCUUCCCCCGCGAUCUGAAAAGCGAAAAUCAAAAGACGAACCACCCUCACCAGUGAACAUAGGCAAUGGAAGUUCGAACAAUACUAGCGGUAGUACCCAGGCUCCGAGCAGUUCUACUUCAACCAGUACCAGUAAUUUGUCAAACAACGGUCCUCAAGGAACCACACAAAAUGUGGUAAAUCCAAUGACUGGACUAAAUGUUCAAAUUUCUACUAAAAAAUGCAAAAGCGCCUCGUCUCCUUGCGCUGUAUCACCAGUACUAUUGGAAUGUCCAGAACAAGAUUGUAGUAAAAAAUAUAAGCAUGCCAAUGGGCUGAGGUACCAUCAAAGUCAUGCUCAUGGAAGUGUUUCAUCUAUGGACGAAGAUUCCUCGCAUCCUCCAGAGUCACCUCAACGAGUUGCAGCACCCGCGACUCCGCCUCCCACGUGCUCAACUACAAGUCAAACAACGGUUCAAACCACAACGACAUCCACAAGUACAAACAGUAGUGCAUUGUCAUCCGAAUCGAAUAUGAUCACUUCUGAAAAUUCAUCAUCUCAAGUGCUUGUAUCGAUUGCGGUCGUGCCAGGCAUCUCAGACAGUAUAUCGACGGGGACGACAACGGUCACCACCUCUUCGAGUACAACUACUACCAGUCUCCUUAUGGCGGCAACGGAAUCGAACUCUCUACCCACUUCAUCUGUGGUAUCACAAAGCUCAAAUUCGCAAACACCGAUCACAUCGUUGUCAACUGCCAGCGGUAGUAUAACUACGGGCAUUGCUGGACAAUCCCAGUUAAAUCCAAUGGCAGUUGUUGGAGACAAUCCAAGUUUAGUUAGCACAGCGUACCCCAAUAACGGUAAUUGUACAACCAUCAAUACGCAACCAACAGUUCCACCGCAGUCACAACCACCAUUAGUUUCUACGCCGGGUAGUACUCCUGGUACACCGACCCGAAGUGGUGAUCAAAGUGCUAAGGGGAAACCUGGUGUUUUAAGGUUUGGGCCUCUUCCUAUCGACGGAAGUGAUACGAAUAUACGAUUGCCAACUGCUGCACAAGGUGUACCGAAUACUCCGGGAUCCGUAGUUCCGAUUUCACAGGGCACUCCCAUCAGAAUCCCUACUAGUGCAGGUGGGAGUCUAUUGGGUAUGUCUCCAAACGCCACCCCAGGAACACCUGAAGCGUUAACACCCAAAUCACAAAGCUGUACGAAACAGAAAAAGAAUCGAAAGUCACCUGGUCCUCCUGAAUUCGAUAUUGCCGCUUCCAACAGAGCAGAAGAUGUCCAAAGUCCAGCUUACAGCGACAUUAGUGACGAUUCGACUCCUGUGGUGGAUGUCAAUGAUUUAGAAAAAUCUAAAGUGCCUCCUCUGCCAGAUGGAAGCAAAAAACCAAACGAGACUGUUCCAAAUCAGAUGGGUCCUCUCAGCAGCUAUGGAAUGUUCCCUUACUAUCCCGGUAUGCCUCAUCAACCUCCGUACUUUUCUGCAGAACAUCAACAGAGUAAACCACCUGGCUUAGGUCAUUCACCUCUCGGCCCGAACUCUACGGCAAUGGACUAUAAAAGCAAAGAGCCGCCAAUUGAUCUUAUGAACAAACCAAAUCCACAACAGCAACAACAACAACAACAACAACAACCGCAAGCACUACCACCAGGUCAAACUUCAUCUCAUCCGCAACAGCAGCAGCUUCCACCUGGAGAACCAUCUGGGCAACAACCUAAAGAUGGUCCACCUGGAGCUCCACCUGGACAUCCAGGAGCAGGAAAAAUGAUGCAACAUUUCUAUCCAUAUGGCUAUAUGCCCACAGGGUUCGGUUACAACUUGGAUCCCAAUUAUGGUCCAGUAUCAAUGUUGUCAGAGGAAGGCAAACACGUCCAACAAGUACCUGGUCAGAUGAAAGAAGAAAGGUUAAAAGAAAGUCCUAGUCCAAACGAGUUUGCUAAAAUGGCCCCCCAGAUGGUGCCAACUAAAAUGAUAAAGGCUGAGCCGCUUGUGGUUAAAGAUAUUAAGACUGAGAGUAUACAUUCGAUGCAUCCCAAGGAUCAGCCUGGACCCCCUCUUGGUCAGCAACAGCAGCAGACGCAGCCGGGGCAACCUCCAAUCAGUGCCUAUAGUGGAUUGUAUCGACAUGGGUUGAAUGUUGGACCUCCAACGCAACAGCCGCCACAUAUGAAUAGAGAAGAAGAUUUGCGACGAUUAUUCAACUAUCCAGAUCAGCGAAGAACGAGUACUUCAAGCAAUUCAUCGACGUCGAAUAUAAACUCUAAAGAUGAACCUCCUUCACCAUCUCAACAAAAUCCAAAUUCUUCACAUACUCAACCACCGAAUCAAUCCUUAAAUAGCUCACAGCAGAAAAGUUCCAAAGGUUUAUCAUCGUCGCAAUCGGCGAUCAAACAAUCAAAGGACAUCAAGGUUGAGGAUAAGGAGUUAUUAAAAGUCAAACAAGAAGGACAAAAACCUACGAUGGAAACACAAGGUCCUCCGCCUCCACCCACUUCGCAAUAUUAUCCUCAUUCGCUUUACAUGAGUGCGGGUCCAUUUGGAUUUGAUCCGAACCAUCAGAUGUAUCGGAACAUGUUGGUACCAGCGGCUUCGUACAGCACGCCGCCAUAUCACCUGCAAAUUCCGAGAUACAAUACACCCGAAGAUUUAUCACGAAACCCCAACACUAAAGCAUUGGACUUGCUCCAGCAUCACGCCAGCCAAUACUACAACUCGCACAAAAUUCAUGAGCUUAGAGAAGGGGCACUGAAAAGUCCUACAAGUAGUGUGAAAGUGAGCGUUUCUAGUCCCAAUCUGUCCCAGCAGCCAACCAGUCAGAAUCCUGGCAUGUGUAUACCACCUUCCAAUCCCGGAGCGGGAUUGCCGAUGCCACAGUCGCAGCAAGGUCCACCCUCAUCUCAUUCAUCGCAAGGCCCACCACCUACAGGGCCGCCACAUACGCCUUCUCAAGCUGGAGGUCCGAAUCCAGGAGGUGGUCUUGGUAGUGGUGGUAGUGGCGGUGGUCCAAGUAUCGUGCCACCUGACAUGCAAAAAGAACCUGGUGGGCCGAAUAUGAUGAGCCAAGGUCCUACACCACCAGGUGGUGGUGCUCCAUCACAGCAACCAGGUCAACCACCGAGUGGUGCAAGAAGCCCACCACCUCAACGACACGUUCACACGCAUCACCACACACAUGUCGGACUUGGAUAUCCGAUGUUCCAGGCUCCCUAUGGAGGUAUGUAGAGCGGUGCUAGCGAGUCAACAAGCGGCAGCGGCAGCGGUAACUGUGAUAAGUCCAUACCCAAAUGGACCACCCGCCAAGUAGUAGAAAACCAUGUCAGCAAAAGCCACUGAACAGAAAAAAGGGUCAGUAGCAGACAGAGUAUAAAAACGAUGGGAAAAAAUGUGAUAGUUCACUUUUAAAGGAAAAUAAACUCAAAAUCUCCACCGAAUAACCGUGGAUGAUUAAUUUCCUCUCAGCAAAACGACUUAGACUUGAAAAACAGUCCACCGUUAAAAGAAUAGGAGAAGAGAGAGCUAUACCAAAACGGAAACGAAUUUCGGAUAAAGUGAACAAAUAUUAGAAUAUAAAGCGACACGUAUUUUAUCAGUGUACAACUGGAUGAGGUUUUUAACUGAAAAGUGUAUUGCGUAGGACUUACAUUUAGAUUAGUAGCUUUAGUAAUUGUUAGAAUAAGCUUAGAAAUAGUUUAGAGUAUCUAUAUUUGUACAAAACAAAAUAAAACUUAAAAAAAAUAAAAUAGAUUUUUUUCAGUAGUGCAACAUUGUUGUGGUAAAACAGUCGUGAGUAGGUAAUUUUUUUUAUUGUUGGUUCAUGAAAAUAACAUGUAAAUAGUCUGCAUCGUACUGAUUCCUGAUGGAUCCUGUCUUUCGAUUUUAUCGAUUCUCAGCUGCAGUUGUAGAUCAAAACCUAACUUUUCAAUUGAACCAAAUGGCGAACCAAUAAAGGUCGGCAAACCUGUAGGUAUGUCUGUUUGUAUAUGGGUAUACAAUUACCGAUAGCAUACACCGUUUGAAGUCUCCAACUUCCAAAAGCUCGCAUUGCAAAUUCCUAGCGAUUUUAUCUCGUUACACUAUAUGCGAAGUGUUAAUUGUUGGAUGGAGCUUAAAAGCUAUCGGUCUGCAUUGUAAAACCAAACAAGUAUAUAGGGCAUAUUCAAACAGACAAAUUUAAACAUGCUGCUGGGCCAAGUUAAACCUACUUCCCCUGAAUGUUCAUCCUGGAAACCAAUAAACACUGUAAAUAGGAUAAUCAGAACAACAAAUCAACAAUACAAUGUAAUGUUUGUUUAUCUACAACUAUUUCAGAGUCUCAUCCCACUCAGACUGCAAAACAAUAAAAAGAUCGGGUCAGUUAUUUAGAUCGCGCUUUCCUAUUUCACCGAUGAAUAUAUGUAUUAUAAUUUGAAAUCGGCUAGUUUCUACAGCUACACACACGACUGAUAACUAGUGGAGCUCGUAUGCUUUACUGCAAGCAAAGCUUUCAAGUUGUAGAUUAUCACGGGCAAUACACGAAUUUGCACUUUAAACGCAAAUAAGAAAACUUUUAAAUGUAUUACCUACUUCAUCGACAUACACAUAUAAAUAAUUAUCUAACUGUAAAUAAGGAAGGAAAAAUUGCUGUGCUAUUCGCUGAACUAUUGCAACACAAAAAUAUAGUUGUUAAAACUAAACUAUUCUGCCUGAUGGAUUCAGAAUCCUUCACAGAACUUCGCCAUUGAUGUCGAAUUGAUAAGUGAAUUGGUUAAAUUGAGCGCGACCCUUAGGUAUUCACUGUAUAUAUUAAUUUACCGCAAAUCUGUCGUAGGAGAAAACAUGUGAUCUUCUCAACCAAGAAGAAUUAAACAGUAUGUAAAUCAAACAAACAAACAUGCGCCCAUCAUAUACAAUAAGCAAAACCCAUACGAAUGUGUAAAAACAAAUAUGCAACAUCCACAUUGUGCGAUGGGAGUUGAAAAUUUCAAGCUUUAGAUGUGUCGAUUCAAUAAAAACGCAUGGUAUUGUGCGUUACGAAAAACAGAAACCGUUGAAUAGACUGUAUGUUUACGUAAGGCUCUCUGGUAGAGAGCUAAAGCCCAUCCCUCUUCCCUAAUUCAUCGCGCAUCUAAAUACUUCCUAUCGAUAGAAAACAACAUUUAUCUUUUGAACUGAUACUCAGUUCUGACAGCAACAGAAAAUGUUUCGGCUAAUUGGAAAACUUCAGAGAUUAACUACAGUAAAAUAAAUAUAUGUAUAAAACAAAUACUACUAAACAAGAAAAUAUAAUUACUAUUAAAUCUAUUAUAUAUAGAAAUACAUUCCUUGUAUCAAAGCGUAAACAUUGGUGACAAAAAAUAAAUUAAAAUUAUGAUUACA